CUUUAUCUUGUAGCUUCAGUUGGUUUCAGGGGACUUUAUCGCAGACGGACUGUCAAAAUGACAUAAACACAGUAAGCCAAGCCGCAAACCGUCUCCAUCUGAUGACUUCACAGCCACCUGACGGGCCAAAAUUACCAGCCCCUUGAACAUCGUAGUCUGUGCAUGGGGAUUUGACUGUUUUUUCUUGCCCAAACUGUGUGUAUCUGGCUAAGUAAUGUAGUUUGCCACCCAAAUUGGCUCAAUUUGGGGGUCCUAGGCUGCUGCCAGUCCUGUUUAGCUCUGGCAUUAAGCCGCAGAAGCUUUCCCCCAAGAGAGGUAGUCGACUUUCCCUCCAGAGCUCGAGGCACACCACUGAAAAGGAAGACUGUAACCCUGGAUGAAGGCCCUGUCUUGAGGAGGAGAGCAGGACUUGGCUUCAGACAACAUUUUGUGAAGACUGCAAGGCUGCUUGGAUCUUUCUUACCCCUUUCUUAGCUUGCAUUUGACCAGCUGAAAGCCAGUUUGUUUUGUUGGACAUGUGGAUGCUGCUAACUUGGUUUUUGUGUCCAUUUUGGAAAACUAUCUAGUUGUGAGACUUGUAGCUCAGGGGCCUGGGCACAGCCAUGGAGGGUCUUGAGCAGCUUGACAUGGUGGGUGAUAUCAGCCCGGCUCUUGAGGCCACAGAGGACUUCAUCCACUGCAUAGAUGGGAUACAAGGCCAAGGUCCGAGCCGAGCUCAAAUAGGGACCCUCCAGCCUUCCAGGAAACCUAAGCAGCUGCAGGAGGUGUCCAAUGCGGCGCUGGGGAAGCUGAGCUCCAGCGGCGUGUGGGGCCUGCUGGCCAGAGAGCAGCCAGAGGUGGGGCCUCUAGGCCUGGCCUGGGCCGACAACUUCAGCGUGUUGGGGCUGGGGAUGAGCUUGAGGCACGGCAAGAGAAGCCGAGCGCGCUCCACCAAUGACCUGGCAGCCCAUACCAAGGAGUGCACAAACAACACUGCCAACUCCUCGACCAACUCAGCCUUCAAGAAGGGACACAACCGGUCCAGGUCGGACGUCAACUACCGGCCGUCUGCAUACACCGACAACGGCCUACCCACUGUGGACUGCAACACUCUGAAGAACAUGAUCCUCAACAACCAGCCAGAGGCUGAUAAAAGCAGCAGUAGCAGUGUUUUGAAGCAGGGUGCGAUGGAGCAGCGUGAGGGGCCUCGGGGCCGCUGGACACCUUGCCAUGUCGAGCUGACACCCUGUGAGCUCCGGCUGUACACUCUGGACAGCAGCGCCAACCGCCAGCUGGGCACCGCCUACUCUCUGUCACACUGCCAGAGCAUCAUCUUUCCAGCACCCUGCAGCCAGCCCGGCCAGAUCACCCAGCCUGCCGAUCAACGCACGCUCCAGGCUUUGUUCUUCAACAGCACGCGUCUCCAGCUGAGGGCAGCCAACCAAUGGGAGGCCAUGGAGUGGAGACGACUGAUGUGGGAGAAGGUGCAGGCAGUCAGACCUGGGAGAAAGGAGAACCACCAGCGUAAACCCGGAGUGGAAAAGCAACAGGUUGUCAAGUUUCCUGCACCCAUGUCACCGUCCUCGUCGCCCUCUCCGUCAGGGCUUGACACCCGGCCUGAUGGGGACAGCAACACCCCCACCUCAGCAGAGGCGUCAAUCUCUCUCCAGUCUAAUUCUUUCAUCCUUAGCAGACCCACCACCCUGCCACUGUUCACCCAACGCUGCCAGGACGUCCUCAAAGCUAGUCUGCUCCACCAGCUGAAGGAUCAGAACAACUGGCGGCCCUUCAACUUCAUCCUGACCAGAUCUGCUCUCAGGGCCUUCCCUACCGAGGGCCGUGGGUCUGUGUCCCAGCCUGUUCUUCAGUACUCCCUAGCCUCCUGCUUGGCCGUGCGGCAUGAUCAGGAGCCAGAGAACAGAGAGCCGUGGACAGAAAGAGGGGACUGCUUCCAGGUAGUUUUUCCCAAAGAGGUACUCAGACUUCGGGCGGACGAUCAGCUCAAGGCCCAGGAAUGGGUGAAGGCCCUGCGGGACGCCGUCGGAGCGCAGAGGCCUACCCAAGAAGAAGGGGGAAAGUCAGGGGAAGGAGCUUCAGCCCUCCAGGGAGUGCUGUUGAGAUCAAAACCACCCAGGGAGAGGAGACAGCGGGAGGCCCAGAGAGCCAAGCGGCAGUCCGUCACUACCAGUUUUCUCAGUAUUCUCACCUGUCUGGCUGUGGAGAAGGGACUGACUGCUCAGAGCUUCAGGUGUGCAGGUUGUCAGCGUCCAGUUGGUCUCUCCAAAGGAAAGGCAAAGGUCUGCUACUACAGCGGCUGGUACUACUGCCAGAGCUGCCAUCAGGACAAUUCUUUCCUCAUCCCAGCACGCCUGCUGCACAACUGGGACACCAGCAAGCACAAGGUGUCUAAACAGGCCAAGGAGUUCCUGGAGUUUGUGUAUGAGGAGCCCCUGCUGGACGUCCAGCAGCUCAACCCUUGUCUGUAUGAGCACUGUGAGCCUCUCAGCACUGUGCUGCGCCUCCGUCAGCAGCUCCAGUCACUGCGGGCCUACCUGUUCAGCUGCCGAGCAACCGUUGCCGAGGACCUCAGACGAAGGAUCUUCCCCAGGGAAUAUCUGCUACAGCACAUUCACCUGUACUCCAUUGCUGACCUGCAGCAGAGCUCGGCCACAGACUCUCACGGUGAAAGAGAUUGGACCCCCUCCUCGUCCUCGUCCUCCUCCUUCUCCUCCACUCCCACACUCUGUGUCUCUCUGCUUCACUAAUUGGUUACAUUCAGAAUCAACAGGCAGGAAAACAAAGCGUGACAUCCCUCCAUUCUUCCCA
Molecule: messenger RNA, 2805 nt
Organism: Perca fluviatilis (European perch)
Lineage: Eukaryota; Metazoa; Chordata; Actinopteri; Perciformes; Percidae
Gene: plekhm3
Product: pleckstrin homology domain containing, family M, member 3
Exons: 7
Coding region: 603-2744 (713 amino acids)
Source: RefSeq, a predicted model, not a curated record